AUGCUGCAAGAGUAUUCUGACACUGCAACCUCUCUUGGAAACGAAGAAACAUUCGUCAAGUAUGAAAUGACAGCCAACAAAGUCGACAAUGCUGUCUUUUCCAAUAGGCGAAAGAAGAGAAAGAAGUCAUCAGUCAAGAAGCUACAGAAAGGAAGGGCAACUGGACGAAUCCGCUUGAAGAAACUUCACCAACAUUUGGUAGCCAGUGAAGCCAGAUCUGCUGCAACCAUGUCCACCUUCAACAAGCCAAAGAUGGUUUCCUUCAUACGAAACUGGCAUCGCAAUACUCAGUACCUCCGUGGCCACAGCACUCGAAGUAUGAAGCCGUACAUGUCAACGCUGUCCACAAGAAGCACAGUCAGAUUGGUGGACGAAUACAAUUCUACAAGAAUUUGCUGCUCAUGUUUCAAGGCGACACAGAAACAACUGGUGCGUGGCUGGCUAAAACAAACUACCAUGAAUCGUGAUGAGCAAGGAGCGAGUAACAUUGCCCUCAUUGGUUUUUCGGCACUGGUCUCACUUGACAACAAGGUGUUGCCUCCUUUCAGUCGAGCUCAAAAUCCUGAUAAGUAA
Molecule: messenger RNA, 573 nt
Organism: Mucor velutinosus
Lineage: Eukaryota; Fungi; Mucoromycota; Mucoromycetes; Mucorales; Mucoraceae
Exons: 2
Coding region: 1-573 (190 amino acids)
Source: RefSeq, a predicted model, not a curated record